ACUCAUUUCCCCCAGUGACCUUGACAAGUCAGAAGCUUGAAAGCAGGGAAAUCCGGAUGUCUCAGUUAUGAAAUGAAGCAGUGGGGCUCCAAUAUAUUUCCAGAAGACUCCAUCUAGACUGGUGAUUGCCUGCUUCUAUUACUACCAGUGACCACCCAGGGUGCUUCUCUGGCUCAUAAGGGAUUUGCAUAAUGGCCAAGUGCUUCAGCCUGAUGUUGCUUCUUGCCUCCAUCUGGACCACAAAGCUCCUGGUCCAUGGCUCUCUCCGUGUAGAAGAACUUUCCAUCUCAGCACCAUGCAGAAUUGUAGGGGUCACCCUUGUGAACAAAAAGACAACCCAGCAGCUGAAUUUCACAGAAGCCCAGGAGGCCUGUAGGCUGAUGGGACUAACUUUGGCCAGCAAAGACCAGAUUGAAGCAGCGUGGAGGUCUGGCUUUGAGACUUGCAGCUAUGGAUGGGUUGCAGAUAAGUUUCUGGUCAUCCCUCGGAUUCUCCCGAACCCCAAGUGUGGGAAGAAUGGGAUGGGUGUCCUGGUUUGGAGAAAUUCACUCAGCAAAAAGUUCUUGGCCUACUGUUACAACUCAUCUGAUACUCGGAUUAACUCAUGCUCUCCAGAAAUUAUCACCACCAAAGAUCCCAUAUUCAACACUCAUGAGGCAACAUACACAACAGAAAUGAUCACCAGUGACAGUGCAUACUCGGCUUCAUCUACUGUUGCACCUUACCCUACUACACCUACUCUUGCUCCUACUUCUGCUUUGGCUUCCACUUCUCGACGGAAAAGAAAGUUGAUUUGUGUAACAGAAGCUUUUGUGGAAACUAGCACCAUAUCUACAGAAACAGAAUCUUACAUUGAAAAUAAAGCAGCAUUCAAGAAUGAAGUUGUUGGGUUUGGAGGUGUCCCCACGGCUCUGCUAGUGCUUGCGCUCCUCUUCUUUGCUGCUGCAGCUGGUCUCGCAGUUUGCUACAUCAAAAGGUAUGUGAAGACCUUCCCUUUUACAAACAAGAAUCAGCAGAAGGAAAUGAUUGAAACCAAAGUAGUAAAGGAAGAGAAAGUUGAUGAUAGCAAUCCUAAUGGGGAAUCAAAGAAAGCUGAUAAAAAUUCAGAAGAGCCCAAGAGUCUGCCCAAAACUACAGUGCGAUGCCUGGAGGCUGAAGUUUAGAAGAGAAAGAAAUGAGAGGACACACCUGAGGCUAAUUUCUUUCCUGAUUCAUAUCCUGGCCCUAGAUGGGGAAACUUAAAGGGCCAAAGAACCAAACAAGAAAGUUCACCCUUGGUUCCUAAAUGGAAUCAACUCAGGGCCACUUUUGGAUUAUGGAGUUCACCAAACGGAAUUCCCUUCUUCUUACUGCAAUCCUUUCUGGAUCCUCCUACCUCCAAAGCUUCCCACAGCCUUUCUAGCCUGGCUAUGUCCUAAUAAUAUCUCUGUGGGAGAAAGGAGAUUUACAAACCACAAGAACCUGAAACAGCUAAUCAGAACGCAUUUAUAAAGAGGCUUCUCAGCUGGCUGACAAGAGGUGCGUUGAGAACCAAGAGAUUGUUGAGACCAAGCUUUUCUCUAUUGAUUCCACAGGCCAGAUCCUUUCUUCAGCUCUGAGAAAGUAACAUGCAUCACCUGGCAUGCCCUUCUGAGCCAGGCAAGAACAAAAGAAGGAAGGAAAAGUUCAGCAACUGAAGGUCAUGGACAUUCCCAUGACUUGAGACCUGAUCUCUGUAAAGCCAAAAUAAGUAGAGAAAAAGAAUGAGGCCAAGGAUGUUGCCAGCAUAUUGUCAGCAGGGACUAUAAGUACAAACAGGGUCAAAGUAGUCAUCUCUGAAUAAUCUGAGUUGGAAUCACUUUUUAGAACACACUUUCUUUUCUCUCUCUCUCUCUUGCUGCUGCCAUUUUUUCUAGAAGUACAUAAUUUUAUAAAGGAACCCCCCCAAUCUCUUACAAAUUUUUAUUUUUAUCGGAGCUGUAUCUGGGAAAUUAGUACUGAAGAAAAUUACUGUAUUAAAAGGCAGUAGAAUUUAACAAACAUUUAUUGAAUUCCUACUAUAUGUCAGGUGCUGGGUAAGGUAUUAUAUCUAUAAUAGAAUAUUAUUUAUCAAAAACUUACAAACAAUAAAAUGUAUGAAGCUAAUUUUUUCAGUUUUGAUAUCCUUAGCUUAUCUACUUGCAAAACUAAUUUUUUGCUAAGACUAAUCCAUUCACUAUUUUCUCUAAUAUGGCAGCCACUAUAACCUUAAUUUAUUAUUAACAUACCUAAAAAGUACAUUAUUACCUCUAUACACCAAAGCACAUUUUGAAAGUGUCAUUAACAAAUGUAUUGCCAGUUCUUUUAUCAGCAAGAAGGGCUCAAGAGGUGCAGAAAUAUUUGUGUCAAAAAAAAAAAAAAUAAAA
Panthera uncia (snow leopard) is the source of this 2384-nucleotide messenger RNA. RefSeq names its product lymphatic vessel endothelial hyaluronan receptor 1 (gene LYVE1). The transcript is spliced from 6 exons. Gene Ontology annotation, cellular component: plasma membrane. The record is from RefSeq and is a predicted model, not a curated record. Lineage: Eukaryota; Metazoa; Chordata; Mammalia; Carnivora; Felidae. The coding region runs from base 192 to 1163 and encodes 323 amino acids. Gene Ontology annotation, biological process: cell adhesion. Gene Ontology annotation, molecular function: transmembrane signaling receptor activity; hyaluronic acid binding.